AUGCGCUUUCAGACACUCCCAGCCCUGGCCCUGGCCCUAAUAAACCUCACCACCGCAGGCGCCACAUCAAUAAACGACUUUUCCUGCCGCUCCGGGAACAACAGCAACCCCAUUGUUUUCCUCCACGGCCUUGGUGCAACCUACUAUGAAGACCUGAACCUGCUGCAAGCCUUCCUCCAAAACCAAGGCUACUGCACCUACGCCCAAACCUACGGCGCAUACGAUGGGUUCCCCUUUGUUGGCGGUCUGCGGCCCAUCGCCGACUCCGCAUCUGAAAUAGCGGCCUAUAUCAGGGAAGUGCACGAGCAGACGGGCGCAGAUAAAGUCGAUAUAGUAGGACACUCCGAAGGCGGAAUGCAAGCCCUAUAUGUGCCGAAAUUCGAGGACGGGAUUGCCGAGAUCGUAGAAAGGAUUGUUGCUAUUGCACCACCGACGCGCGGAACUACAUUCAUUGGGCUGUAUAACCUAGCUUACAUCCUUGGCGAUGCGUCGAGAGUGCUCGUUAGCCAGCUACUACAUCUUUUCGGUUGCCCUGCCUGCGAUGAUUUAGGGCCUGACGGGGCGGCUGUGGAGCGGCUGAAUGACGGGACGCCGAUUGUCCAGAGUGGAACAAGGCUGACGGUUAUUGCGUCGAAGUUCGAUGAGAUGGUUACGCCGACCUCGACGUCGUUUGUGCAUGAAGAGGGGGUGCAGAAUGUCUGGGUGCAGGAUUUUUGCCCCAACGAUCCCGUGGGUCAUAUUGGCGAGGCAUAUGAUUUGAAUGUGUGGAAUAUUGUCAAAAACGCGCUGGAGGAUCAGAUUGACAGGAGCUUUCCUUGUUCGAUUGGAUCACCGGGGAAGUAA
Molecule: messenger RNA, 843 nt
Organism: Aspergillus nidulans FGSC A4
Lineage: Eukaryota; Fungi; Ascomycota; Eurotiomycetes; Eurotiales; Aspergillaceae
Product: lipase family alpha/beta hydrolase
Exons: 1
Coding region: 1-843 (280 amino acids)
Biological process (GO): lipid catabolic process
Molecular function (GO): hydrolase activity
Source: RefSeq, a predicted model, not a curated record